AUGGCGACAGUUGCUGCUGCAGCAGAUGUCUCUGCGGCUGUUUCAACUGUUGCUGCAAAUGUCUCUGUAGCUGUAUUGGCUACUUUUUCAACUACAAACAACAACACACUUCACUAUGAUCUUUCCAUCAAAAUCGCGAUAAGAAAUCCUAAUCGAAGAGUUGGUAUCUACUACAAUAACAUCGAAAUGCUUGCAUUUUAUAAGGAUGUUAAGUUUGGUUCUCAAACUUUUGGAAAAUUCUUUCAGAGUCAUAAGAAUACAAGUUUCUUGAAUGCAGUUUUUAGAGGUCAGAAAGUGAUUCCUUUAAGUUCUGAUCAGAUUUUGGAACUGGAUAAAGAGACGAAAAACGGAGUUUAUGCAAUUGUUGUUAAGAUUUUGCUUAAAGCAAGGUUUACACUUGGUUUGUUCAAGACAUGGGAAGGGAAUCCUAUGGUUCGUUGUGAUUUGCAGGUUCCUUUGAAAUCCGGCAAUGAAUUUCUAGCCACUAAUUGUGAUUGGGAUGACAAAUGGUGGUUAUUCCGUUAG
Molecule: messenger RNA, 525 nt
Organism: Trifolium pratense (red clover)
Lineage: Eukaryota; Viridiplantae; Streptophyta; Magnoliopsida; Fabales; Fabaceae
Product: NDR1/HIN1-like protein 3
Exons: 2
Coding region: 1-525 (174 amino acids)
Biological process (GO): defense response to other organism
Source: RefSeq, a predicted model, not a curated record